Molecule: messenger RNA, 2611 nt
Organism: Mytilus trossulus (common blue mussel)
Lineage: Eukaryota; Metazoa; Mollusca; Bivalvia; Mytilida; Mytilidae
Product: protein HEG homolog 1-like
Exons: 10
Coding region: 194-1261 (355 amino acids)
Molecular function (GO): calcium ion binding
Source: RefSeq, a predicted model, not a curated record
UAAAAUUUAACCUAAAUUCUUUAUAUACUUGUCAUACCUUGUUUAUGCACCCCUGUUACAGUUGUGUUACAAUCUAGAGAGCGAAAACGAAAACGGGAAACUGAAUGUAUGCAUUUCAUAUAAGAACAAUCAAUCAGAUGUCAAUGUGAAAAUCAGCUUUGAUAUGGACUUAGUAAUACUUUGAAUUCUAAAGAUGGAAAUACAAAUACAUUCAAUUAAUGUUUUACCAUUCAUCCUUGUUAAUCUAAUGUUUACGUCAACGAAAACAGAUGCCAGUUGUUCUUUGCCUACAGACCUAAAGAAUUCUGCUUGGGAAUAUAAUUACACAAAAGUGUCAGACAAUUCAACACAAUCAACCAUUCUUCGGCUAUCAACUACAACGUUACAAAAGUCAAUCAUCAAUUUAAGCGCUGUUGGAACAACAAUCAGAGAUUGGACUUGUAUUAAUAGUUUGGCAUUGUCGAACACGCAUACACUUGUGGUUUUCAAAAGUGACUCAACCUAUUCCGAUGGACCUCACAAUAACUACAGGCUGUAUCUUUGUAUGAAAUUUACAAAAGUGACCCCAGAUUUAUAUUACUUUUACCUUUUGUCAGAUAUUUCCACUGUUGUCACACCGAAUGAGAGAGUGUUUGUGUCAGAAGAAGGAAACGCUCCAGCUAAUGAUGCGCCGAUGUGUAGUACGUUUUGUAAAUACACGGGCUCGCCGAAAAUUCGUACUUUAAGAAGACCAGAAACAAGUGACGAAAUUCCUGGUAAUGCAGCAUUAUGUGAACCGUGUAACAGCACAUGUGAAGUGGAUAGAUGUGAUCCAAACCCAUGUCAAAAUAAUGGAAGUUGUGUGGAUUUCAAAGAGAAUUAUACCUGUACAUGUACUGAUGGUUGGAAAGGGGAAAACUGUACAAAAGACAUAAAUGAAUGCUUAGACAAAAAGAGAACUGCCAUGUGUUCUCAACAUUCUGAUUGUUUAAACACAGAUGGAAGUUAUGAAUGCAACUGUAAAGUUGGCUAUCAGGAAACGAACGGUACCUGCACAGAAGUUAAAAUGUCCACGGAAGAUAAAACCAGUAAUUUUGUAGUGGUAACUAUAAUAGUAGUAUGUGUUUGUAUAGUGGUAGGACUCAUUCUUGCUUACUUCUGGAAAAGAAGAUAUUACAGACAAUCGGCAUUUGGAGUAAAUAGCAACACUAAUUUUGAUGGUCAUAAAAACUGUGAAAAUGAACUCACGGAAGUAGAAGAAAAUCUUGUUGUUAAGACGUAGAAUAAUGAAAUUUCAAAUUCAAGUGGUCAAGACAUUGAUAACAUCUCUGUUGAAAAAGAAACCAUAAAUAACCAGCAUGAGUGUAACUGCGAAACAGCUAAGACCAACUAUAUAAAGUUGACAGACAGUCUACAGAGAAAGACACAGUAAACAAAAGUGCAUAAAACUUAUAUAUUGUAUUUGUGCGUCUGUAAAUAUAUAUACGACUGUAAAAUUAUUCUUAGCAAUGGAGCAAUAGAAAAUAAAACAUAGUUAUAAAGAAUAUUUUCGGGAAAACGUCAUUGUUUCAGAAAGCAGACGACAAAAUAUGUCCUUACCUACAUUUUAAAUUUAAAUUUAUUGAUUGGAACAUUUUUUUAAAUGUCCUUCCUUUGUUGACAAGAUGAUACGCGAUCCACAGGUUAAAUCUUGUAUGAUAAUAACUUUUGGACGACUCCCGUUCGACACUAAAUGCCUAUUAAAUGUAUUACACCCUUUUGACUGUGUGAAAUUUACAGCUGCACAACCUAGUCCUAGCGGAAUGAGGACUAUAUAUUUUACUGCUAACUUCCACGACACUACGCUUCCGAAUGCUUCAACAUGUUAAAAACUGUGUAUGAGCCUUUGUUUUCUCAAUUGUUUAUCAUGUACUAGAACACUAUUGUGUAGAUUGUUAUGAUUUUGUAAUUAUUAUGUUUAUUUAUGUUGGCCUAAUUUGUGUUGUAUGGCCUGAUAGUUGUUUACCAAAUAAUCUUAUAACUGUGCAGUUUAGGAAUCACUGGAACAAUCACAGAAUGAUUGGAACUUUCUAGAAUGAUCCUUAUAAAAGAUGCGUAAUUUAAACUUCUACGUUAUUCCAGAAACUUCCGUUGUAACUUUCCAGGAUUUUCCACAAUGUUCCAUUAUAGAGUGUUCUAGAAUUUUCCAUGACAACACUAUAUAUACAGACACUAAAGUUAAACUCUCAUAAUAUAAAACUUGGACAUAGACAUUGAUAGACAUAAGUAUUUACAGCAUUUGGAUUGACACUUUUAUUCUACAAACAACAUCAUACUGGAUUGUGACCUUAGUAUAGUGAACAUAAUAUUCAGAUUGGAUUCCGAAAGAUUUCCGGAUACAGAUAAAGAUAAAAGAUUGGACUCAUAUUUGACAGUUAAGUUGACAGUAAUAUUUGUGUAAUACCUUUUGUAAACUUUUGUAUAAUAAAUCUUGUUGAAUUUUACUAUUGAUUUGUGUCUUUUGUUGGCUACAAUUUAAAGGCGAUUUCUGGCCGUAACAAGAUACAUACAUUUUCAUUGAUGUACCAUAAUGAUUGUAUUCAAAAUAUAGCGUAUUAUCAACUUUUUUAAUAAAACUAGAUACAACAUCAAA